Molecule: messenger RNA, 2430 nt
Organism: Pollicipes pollicipes
Lineage: Eukaryota; Metazoa; Arthropoda; Thecostraca; Pollicipedomorpha; Pollicipedidae
Product: arginine-glutamic acid dipeptide repeats protein
Exons: 15
Coding region: 133-2430 (765 amino acids)
Biological process (GO): regulation of DNA-templated transcription
Cellular component (GO): nucleus
Molecular function (GO): sequence-specific DNA binding; transcription corepressor activity; chromatin binding
Source: RefSeq, a predicted model, not a curated record
GCCGCGCGCGCACGCACGCGGGCUGGGCGAGCCGCGUUCGUCGCGGCGCCACGCGUGCCAAGUGCUGGUUCUGGUGCUCGGUGACGGGCUGGUGGUGCGCCGCGGCCGCUGACGAGCACGUGCCGCGCCACGAUGGUGUCGCUCGACCAGGGCGCCAAGGUGGACAAGACGGCCGGCGAGCAGGCGACCGAGUCGCUGGUGAGAAGCGAGGCGAAGGCGGCGGCGGCGGCGGAAGGCGGUGAGACGGGCGAGGGCCCGGUCGAGCAGCCGGCCGACUUCGACGACUUCGUGAUGCCGGUGGCGGGCAAGUCGCGGCUGGUGCGCGGCCGCGCCUGGAAGAGCACCGCCUCCGCCGAGUACGUGCGCUACAAGUGCUUCGACGACGGCCUGGAGUACCUGCCGGGAGACGCCGUGUACAUUGAGAGCCAGCAGAAGGACCAACCAUACUUUAUCUGCACGAUCCAGGACUUCAGGCGGAGCAAGCGGGACACGCUGAUGGUGAACAUCAAGUGGUUCUACCGGGUGUGCGAGCUGCCGGAGAACGUGUACCAGCUGCUGGUGCAAGACCGCACUACGGAGCACGACAAGGGCCUGGCUGUGCAGGACCCGGCCGUAAAGGACCGCGAGCUCUUCAUAUCCGACGCCACGGACACGUUCCCCGUCGCCGUGCUCAGGGGUCCAUGCAAGGUGAUCCACUACAGCGAUGUGCGCAAGGUGCGCGAGUACGCGCCGGCCACCGACACCUUCUUCUAUGUGCUGACCUACAACCCGGAGACGCGCCGCCUGGCGUCGACGCAAGGCGAGAUCCGCGUGGGACCGUCCCACCAGGCGAAGCUGCCCGAGUACCGGGGCGGCCCGCACGCCGACAUCGCGCCGCGGCCGACGGGCGCCGAGGAGGAGCGGCUGUGGGUGCCGGGCCGCGCCGCCGACUCGGACCUGCUCAUGUUCCUGCGCGCCGCCCGCUCAAUGGCCGCCUUCGCCGGCAUGUGCGACGGCGGCAGCACGGACGAGGGCUGCGCCGCCGCCAGCCGCGACGACACCACGCAGAACGCCAUGGACGUGCUGCACCAGGCCGGUUACGACCAGGGUCAGGCGCUGCAGGCGCUUGUCAGGAGCCCCGUACCGGCCGGCGUCCACCAACUUUGGGCCGACGACGAGAAGAAGAAGUUUGUGAAGGGACUUCGUCAAUAUGGAAAGAAUUUCUUCCGGAUCAAGAAGGAACUGGUCCCUCACAAGGAAACGAGCGAGCUGGUGCAGUUCUACUAUCUCUGGAAGAAGACGGCCGGCGCUCAGGGCAACCGACCGCGGAACAUCGCCAGACACCGACGCAGCAACGGCAUCCGCCGUAUCCGCAGCCGCAAGACCGGCAGCAAAGCUCAGCGCGAGGACCCCGCCGCGGUCGGCUGCGACCUAAGCUCCACCAGCGAGGCGGAUAACGACGACUCGGACGACUCCGACUCCAACACGCGUGACAUGUCCGGCUACCACUGUCGCCACUGCUUCACCGUCUCGUCUAAGGGCUGGCACCACGCGGGCAAGGAGCACGUGCUUCUGUGCACAGAGUGUCGGGUGCACUUUAAGAAGUACGGUGACUUGCCUCCGCUCAGAGAGCCGCGCCAGGCGCCGCUGCAGCUGCCUGCCGUCAAGGAGGAGGGACGCAUGCGCACCAGGACACGUGCUAAAGAGCUGUCACGGGGUCGGCGUUCGCGGCGCGACAGUCGCACGACGCUGCGCACGCAGCCGCCCAUGCCGCCUAUGCCGGGCAUGCCGCCCAUGCCGGGCAUGCCGCUGUACGCCGGCCCGCCGCGCAUGCCCGCCGCGCCGCACCACCUGUACGGCUACCCGUACCCGUACCCGUACCCGUAUGCGCAGCCACGGUACCCGCCGCGUCCUUCUCUGGGCGGCGCCGGUGCACCGGACGAGACGCUCGACCUGCGCAAAAUGGAGGACUCGGAGUGCCACCGCAGUCAGAGCGCCAUCUUCCUGCGCCACUGGAACAGAGGCGAAGCCAGCAGCUGCGCGCGCACCGACCUGACGUUCAAGCCGGUGCCGGACAGCAAGCUGCUGCGGUGCCGGCAGGAGCGCCAGCGUCGCCAGACGGAGAAGCAGGAGCGCGAGGAGCGGGACCGCCAACACGAGUACAGCGCGAGCAGGACGGCCAGCUCUCCCGCUGGUGGCGUCUUCUCCUCCGGCAGCUUCCCACUGCCGCCUCACAUGGAGCCGGCGUACGCCAUGGCCCCCGGACUGCACCCGGGCGCCAUGUACCCCAGGGAUAGGAUGGAGCUGGAGAUGCUGGAGCGGCGAGACCGCGAGAUCCGAGAGCUCCGCGAGCGUGACCUGAACGAGCGGCUCAAGGAGGAGAUGUUACGAGCGCGACCGUUCGACCCGCACUGGCUCGAGAUGCAGAGGUGGGUGGUCGCUGUGCGAUGA